AUGUCCACUGUAGACAUCAGGCCGCGCCUCUGUCGGAGCCCCUCCGCACCCCCCGGCCGGCUCCGGCCCCUGUCCCUGCCCCGGCCCUGCCUGUGCCCACGCCCGGAGCCCCGGCGGCCCAAGAAGCGCGUGGUGUUCGCGGACCCGGCAUCAGACAGGUGGGGGUUCCGGGACCGGCUGCGGGCCCAGGCCGUGUGCCUGGAGCGGUGCUCCGUGCGGGCCGGACUCCUGAGGGGCACCGUGGCCGUGCGGGACCUGGCCGCGCACAAGGCCGUGUGGGUGCGCAUCACCUUCGACGCCUGGGCCUCCUUCCGAGACCUGCCCUGCACCGCCGACCCUGACCCGGCCGGUCCUGCCCCCGUCGGACACAAAUCCUUCGCCUUCCAGGUGACGCUGCCCCCGGGACCCCCGGCUCCACGAGGCUCCAUCCAGUUCUGCAUCGCCUUUCAAUGCAACCGACACCUCUACUGGGACAAUAACCAGGGCCGCAAUUAUCAACUGGUGCCCCUUGGCUGGCCGGCUUUGGGGCCCUAUUGGUGA
Ornithorhynchus anatinus (platypus) is the source of this 540-nucleotide messenger RNA. RefSeq names its product protein phosphatase 1 regulatory subunit 3C-like. NCBI's taxonomy places the organism in Eukaryota, Metazoa, Chordata, Mammalia, Monotremata, Ornithorhynchidae. The record is from RefSeq and is a predicted model, not a curated record. Gene Ontology annotation, cellular component: protein phosphatase type 1 complex. Gene Ontology annotation, molecular function: protein phosphatase 1 binding; glycogen binding. The transcript has 2 exons. The coding region runs from base 1 to 540 and encodes 179 amino acids. Gene Ontology annotation, biological process: regulation of glycogen biosynthetic process.